Danaus chrysippus (African queen) is the source of this 1251-nucleotide messenger RNA. The record is from the annotation of a GenBank genome assembly. Lineage: Eukaryota; Metazoa; Arthropoda; Insecta; Lepidoptera; Nymphalidae.
AUGGACUGUGGAUGGAUAUCUUCAAUGACUAAAAUAUUACAAUCAAAUGAAUCUCCUACGGGACAAGCAAUUACUGACAAUGAUUUAUCUUGGAUAGCCAGUUCUUUAAGUAUAGCAGCAAUUUUUGGAAUUUCAUGGAUCAUAAGACUGAGCUAUCCGACCACCAUUACUUUGAUUCUAUCAAGAGUUUUAUCAGGUCUAUCAGCUGGUGGAUGUUUUAUUAUAGUUCCAAUGUACGUCAAAGAAAUAAGCCAAGAUGAUAUAAGAGGAGUCCUAGGAACAUUGGUUAUAUUACUACAAACAACAGGUUUACUCUUCAUGUACGUAAUUGGUACAUAUUUGAGUUAUUUCACAGUUACAGUGAUUACCUUAUCUAUAUCUAUUGCUGCUACAAUAUUGGUGUUUAAAGCUCCCGAAUCACCAGCUUUUCUUGUGAAGCUAGAAAAAUACGAGGAAGCAGCAGAAACCGUCGCAUAUCUUAGGGGUCUUGAUAAAAACGACAAAACUGUCCAAAAUGUACUGGAUUGCAUGAAAGAUGAAGAAGCCUUAUUCAAAUCAUUGCCAAAUAUUACUUUUGCCAGUAUCUUCAAGAACAGGACCUGGCGUCGCGCGCUGUUUCUUAUUACUGCAACAUUCGUGUUUCACGCUUUGAAUGGAACCUAUGUCAUUGUAACUUAUGCUUCGACUAUUCUAAUUUCCACUGGAGUUAAAUUCGAAAUCAGUCCAGAAGUACAGACUUUUAGUUUUCCCAUAUUUAUGAUUGUGGGUUCGUUGUUACUCGCAGCCAUCGUCGAGAAGGUCGGAAGAAAGCCUUUGUUGAUAGGUUCAUUUCUAAUAACAGCCAUUUGUAUGGCCCUUAUAGUAAUAAUGAUGAUAUUACAAGAACGAGGUUGGAAUGUACCAUCAUGGUUGCCAGUUUUAGCCAUUGUUAUGGCAGUCUCAAUGUAUGGUGCUGGCGUAUCUCCUUUACCAUAUAUUAUAAUGACAGAGAUGUUUAGUUUUCAAAUUCGAGCGAAAGCAAUGGGCAUGAUUGUCACUGUCGCCUGGUCUUUUACUGCUGUCUUAGUAAUAUCAUAUACACCAAUGAAUAAUUACAUAGCGCCUUACGCGCCAUUCAUAUUAUAUGCUGUUAUUAAUUUCUUGGGUUCCAUUUUCACCUUACUUUUCAUCCCGGAAACGAGAGCAAAAACCGAAGAACAAAUAAAUACUCUUUUAGAAAAUGGAAUGAAUGCCAAAAAUAGGCAUAAAUGA